AUGGCUGAGGACAACACGAAUUGUUCCAACAAAGUCGACUUCUUCAAAGGAGCCGAUUUUUUUCAUGGUGUGUUCAAUUACUUGAAUAAAAUGUUGAUGGAAGAAGACGAUCUAGCAACCAAGCCUUGUAUGUUGACAAACAGCUUGGCUCUCCAAGCGACCGAGAAAUCGUUUUACGAUGUUCUCGUAGACAGUAAUAAUAAUAAUAAUAAUAAUCAUUAUUCCUUCUACUCUGGUCAAGAAACCAAGCGGUUAGAGUUGCAAGAUUAUGAUGCUGCUGUCCUUUGUGCUGAUUUAAACAAUCUUUGGCUAGACAAGACGUGUAGUUCGGCUUCUUUGAUAAAUCACGGGAAUGCAAGGAGAAAAAGACGAAAAGGCGACGUGGAAAGUGUGGAUUUGAGCGAACUUUUAACUCGGUGUGCGGCAAUGGUGGCUUGUAGUGAAAUAACCGAAGCGAAUCAAAUUUUGAAGACGAUACGUAAACACUCGUCUCCUAAUGGAAGUUCUUCGAAGAGGUUGGCUCAUUAUUUUGCAAAUGCGAUAGAGGCGCGGUUAAGUGGCAAUGGAGCGGAAGUGUAUCGAGGUUUUUCGUCUACAACGAUAUCCGGGGCUCAAAUCUUGACAUCUUACAAAGCGUACAUCGCGGCAUGUCCAUUUCAUAGGAUGUCGAAUAUCUUCGCGAAUAAGUCCAUUUGGAAGCUUGCAAUUGGGAGAGAUAAACUACAUGUUGUUGAUUUUGGUAUUUUAUAUGGAUUUCAAUGGCCUUGUAUUAUAGAGGGUCUCUCCAUGAGACCAGGUGGUCCUCCUAAGUUGAGGAUCACUGGAAUUGAUUUUCCACAGCCUGGUCUUCGACCAGCAGGACGGGUGGAAGAAACAGGCUGUAGGUUGGCAGAGUAUGCCAAGAGAUUUAAUGUCCCUUUUGAGUACAACUCGAUUGCUAAAAAUUGGGAAAAUAUCGCAAUAGAAGAUUUAAAGAUCGAUCCGGAGGAGAUGCUCGUGGUGAAUAGCAUAUACCGAAUGAGGAAUGUGCUCGACGAAACAGUAGUCGAGCAUCCCCCGCGCGACGCAGUUUUGAAGUUCAUCCGGAAGUUAAAACCCGACAUGUUUGUGCACGGUGUAUUGAAUGGAGCAUAUAACGCGUCGUAUUUUCUUUCAAGGUUUCGACACGCUAUUUUCCACUUCACCGCGCUUUUUGACAUGCUUGAGGCAACGACGUCCAAGAGUGAAGACGAGGACCGAAAGUUGAUUGAGCAAGAGGUGUUCGGGAGGGACAUCAUGAACGCGGUGGCGUGUGAAGGAAGGAGUCGGGUCGAGAGGCCGGAAACCUACCAGGAAUGGGAUCGCAGGAAUUCGAAAGCCGGGUUUGUAAAACAACCGUUAAACUCGGGUCUUAUGGAUGAAAUAACGAGAAAAGUAGAGAAACACUACCAUAAAGAUUUUAUGGUGCAUGAAGAUGAUAAAUGGAUGUUACAAGGUUGGAAGGGGAAAGUUCUCUACGCACUUUCCUUAUGGACUACCGAAAGUUGA
Erigeron canadensis is the source of this 1527-nucleotide messenger RNA. Its product is annotated as scarecrow-like protein 14. The coding region runs from base 1 to 1527 and encodes 508 amino acids. Gene Ontology annotation, molecular function: DNA-binding transcription factor activity; sequence-specific DNA binding. Gene Ontology annotation, cellular component: nucleus. Gene Ontology annotation, biological process: regulation of DNA-templated transcription. Lineage: Eukaryota; Viridiplantae; Streptophyta; Magnoliopsida; Asterales; Asteraceae. The transcript has a single exon. The record is from RefSeq and is a predicted model, not a curated record.